ACUCUGAAAAUGUUUAAAUUUGUAAGAAACUCAGCCAAUUGGUUUAUAACUACUAAUGAUGUUGUUAAAAUUAGUCGCAAUUUUGCUUGUCUUUGAGGCUUCGUCGGCUUCUGACUGUGUUAAGAGGACUUACGCAGGUGAUUCUUUUGUUUGUGUUUGUAAUGCUGCUAAAUGUGAUACCUUGAACAUCGAGAAGACCGUCCAACCUGGUUAUAUAGCAAUUUAUGAUUCAGACCAGAAAACAUCUCGUUUGGAUAAGACCGUUGUACCAGUUGAUGAAAUCAAGAGUCGACUUUAUCUAAAUAAUGAGUUUACUUUGAAUGUAAAUGCAAGUGAUUUGAAGCAAAAAAUACUUGGUUUUGGUGGGACACUCACUGAUGGUGCUGCUAUUAACAUUGCGACUCUUUCAGAUGAUUUAGUUAAACAACUGAUGAAUGGCUAUUUCGGUGAAAAUGGUCUUGAAUACAAUAUAGCUCGAGUGCCUGUCGGAGGAUCAGAUUCAUCGGUUCGAGCCUAUUCAUUAGAUGACACUGAGCUUGAUUUUGAUCUUGAGCACUUUUCACUUGCUGACGAAGAUAUCAAAUACAAACUUCCAUUGCUCAAAUUGGCAUUACAAUUGAACCCAAAGUUUCGUGCUUUUGGAUCUGCUUGGUCAGCUCCAGCUUGGAUGAAAACUAAUCAUGCUCUAAAUGGUAAUGGCGGUCUAAUAUGGAAACCAGGAGAUGUAUAUUAUAAGCUUUGGGCCAAAUAUUAUGUCAAAUACUUGAAUGCAUACUUGGAUAAGGGCUUCAAAUUUUGGGGAUUAACUACUGAAAAUGAGCCCGCUGAAGGAAUCGGAGGAAGCAUCUUCAAUGCUCUUGCAUUGACACCUGAACAAAUCAGAGAUUGGGUUAAACUUGACCUAGGUCCUGCUCUUAAAGCUGCUGGUUGGGGCAAAGGUAAUCUCUCACUUAUGAUUAACGAUGAAAAUACCUCGGGUAUGAAUACUUAUGUACCAGCCUGUUUAGAUGAUCCUGAAGCUGCUUCAUAUGUUUCGGGUAUAGCUUAUCAUUGGUAUUCUCGUAACUAUCCAUCUUCAUACCAGACAUUGGCAUCUAUUCAUGAUCGAUAUCCAGACUACUUUUUACUUUCAUCAGAAGCUGGUUGGACGGGUGUAGCCUCCAAAUAUUUGGGUGAUUGGGGCAGAGCUGAGGGCUAUGCUAUAGACAUUCUUGAAGGUCUACAACAUUGGUCUACUGGUUGGACUGAUUGGACUUUAGCUGUUGACACUGCGGGUGGGCCUAACUGGGCUAAAAAUUGGGUCGACUCUACAAUUGUUAUCAAUGCUACCAGUCAAGAGUAUUACAAGAAUCCAAUGUACUAUGCAAUGGCCCAUUUUACCAAAUUUUUACCCAUCGGAUCAACUCGUGUUGGAUCUAAUGUUGUUAAUGCUCCAGCAAAUGUUCACACAACUUCCUUCAUCACUCCCAACAAUACUAUGGUUUUAAUUUUAAUCAAUACAAAUAAUGAUCACAUUGACUUGACAAUCAAUGGUUUUGCCAAAGUACCAGUUGUAACAACACUCAAACCAAGAUCAUUCCGAACCAUGGUCAUUUCAUUGUGAAAAUUCACAAUGAUUUGACUCUUUCUAUUGUCUGAUUAAACCAUAUUUGACUUGUUUUAGUUUUUAAAUAAAAUUUAAGAGCAACAAUUUCAUUUAAAA
Tetranychus urticae (two-spotted spider mite) is the source of this 1702-nucleotide messenger RNA. RefSeq names its product lysosomal acid glucosylceramidase. Gene Ontology annotation, biological process: glucosylceramide catabolic process. Lineage: Eukaryota; Metazoa; Arthropoda; Arachnida; Trombidiformes; Tetranychidae. Gene Ontology annotation, molecular function: glucosylceramidase activity. The record is from RefSeq and is a predicted model, not a curated record.